UGGGAAAUUGGUUUGGUAAAGGAGAAAUAGGCCCGUGAACACGUGAGGCCCAGUCUAUUUUAGGCCCAACGUACAACUGGCCCGGUUCAGGCCUGCUCCGGUCCCCACGAGCCCCACCCUAAAAACGUUGACCCCCUCGGAGUCGGGGGCGCCACAGUCUCACCUCGCCGGCAGCAAGAGCUCCACUCCCACUCCCACGGCGUCCGCAACGGAGACGGUGAGGGGAGCAGCAGCAGCAGGAGGAGGAGGAGAUGAAGCUGAAGCAGCUGGAGGGCCUUCUGGGUGGCCUGACCCAGUUCCCGGAACCCAAGGUGGAGCUGGAGCAGUACCCGACGGGCGCUCACAUCGCGUCGCGGAUGCUCUACACGGCGGAGAAUUCCUUCAAUGAUAUAGCUGGCAAAGUGGUAGCUGACUUUGGCUGUGGCUGUGGCACCCUCGCUGUGGCGAGUGCACUACUGGAUGCUGAACAUGUUAUCGGUAUUGAUAUUGAUCCGCAGUCACUUGAACUUGCUCAAGAGAAUGCUGAUGAUCUGGAGCUGGAUAUCGACUUAAUUUGGUCUGACAUAAAGAACUUAAAUUUGAAAGGCUUUCUUGUUGACACUGUUGUUAUGAAUCCUCCCUUCGGGACACGUAAGAAAGGAGCAGACAUGGAGUUCCUUUCUAUGGGUUUGAAGGUUGCCUCUCGAGCUGUCUAUUCUCUACACAAGACUUCCACUAGAGAACAUAUCAAGAAGACAGCUUUGCGUGAUUGCAAUGCUAUCAGUGCUGAGGUUUUAUGCGAGCUGCGCUACGAUCUACCACAGACUUAUAAGUUUCACAAGAAAAAGGAGGUCGACAUUGCUGUAGAUUUGUGGCGCUUUGUUCCUAAAGCCCGACGUAGCAGCUAGCGCUUUGCGGCCAGGCGAUGAAACCAUGACAUGAAAAAGAAAUCUCACCAUGGUUAUCUUAGAUUGCUGGACCUGAUAGGAGAAACUGCACGCGCGGUGUAGCAUCGUCGUCUCAGGUGCCAAGUCCCAGUAAUUCUGGCGUGCCUAGGUGGUUUCUCAAUAGCAUAUUUUGACUGCAGAAUCAAGUUGGAACUCGGAACAUGACGACCUGAAUGUAAUUUGCUUGGAACAGUGCAUGCAUGAUGCAUAGCGACUCGGUGCUUCAAAAUCUCA
Molecule: messenger RNA, 1160 nt
Organism: Phragmites australis (common reed)
Lineage: Eukaryota; Viridiplantae; Streptophyta; Magnoliopsida; Poales; Poaceae
Exons: 9
Coding region: 252-887 (211 amino acids)
Biological process (GO): rRNA methylation
Molecular function (GO): rRNA (adenine-N6-)-methyltransferase activity; nucleic acid binding
Source: RefSeq, a predicted model, not a curated record